Closterium sp. NIES-65 is the source of this 2001-nucleotide messenger RNA. The record is from the annotation of a GenBank genome assembly. NCBI's taxonomy places the organism in Eukaryota, Viridiplantae, Streptophyta, Zygnematophyceae, Desmidiales, Closteriaceae.
AUGCUGAACGACCCGGCGGCGCUGUCAUGGGCGGGGGCGUGGGGCAUGAACGUGGUGUCGUCGGUGGGAAUCAUUCUCGUCAACAAGGCCCUCAUGACCUCCUACGGCUUCGCCUUCGCCACGUCCCUCACCGCGCUCCACUUCAUCACCACCGCCGCCGUCGGCAACGCCGCGACCGCCGCCGGCGCGCUCGCGCCGAGCAAGCACGUGCCGGCGCGCACGCUGAUGUGGUUCGCGUUCGUGGCGAGCCUGGCCGUCGUGAGCAUGAACGUGUCCCUCAUGGUGAACUCCGUGGGUUUCUACCAGAUCACCAAGCUCUCCAUCAUCCCCGCCUGCUGCCUCUUCGAGGCGCUGCUGCACCGCAAGACGUUCUCGCCCGCCGUGAAAGCCGCCGUGGUGGGCGUGAUGGUCGGCGUGGGCAUCUGCACGGUCACUGACGUCACCGUGAACACCGCCGGGCUGCUCGCCGCGAUCGUGGCGGUGCUCUCCACCACCUUCCAGCAGAUCUUCAUCGGGUCGCUACAGAAGCAGUACAGCGUGGGAUCGUUCGACCUGCUCAGCAAGACCGCGCCGUACCAGGCCGUGCUGCUCGUCAUCUCCGGCCCCACAGUGGAUUACCUCCUCACGCGCCGCAGCCUGCUGGCCUUCCGCCCGACCCCCGUGUCCGUGGCGUUCAUCCUGCUGUCCUGCGUGCUCGCGCUCUUCGUCAACCUGUCCAUGUACCUUUGCAUCGGAAAGUUCUCAGCGGUGUCGUUCCAGGUGCUGGGGCACAUGAAGACGCUGUUCGUGCUCGUGCUGGGCUCCGCGCUCUUCCACUCGCCACUCACCGCAAAGAACCUCAUGGGCAUGGCCGUCGCCGUGCUCGGCAUGCUCGCGUACAGCUGGGCUGUCGAGCGGGAAAAGGCCGCCGCUGCUGCUGCGGCUGCUGUGCUGCCAGUGACGAAGCAGCAGCAGAAGGCGGAGGAGCAGGCGUUGCUAGGAGUAGCAGUAGAGGGGAAGCGGCAGGACCUCCACCCCUCCUUCCCUCACCUGCUCUCCCCUUUCUCCCCCUCCCCCCCCCCCCCCCCCCCCCCCCUCCCCCUCUUCCCACCUCCCAACCCCCCUUCCCUUUUCCUCGGUCCCCACCUUCCAUUCGGCAUCUCCUCCCCUGCAUCAUCGUUCUCUUCUCCCAUCUUCCAGUGCAGCUCCUGCUGCAUCCGCAGCUUCCACAUCCUCCCCCUCUCCCAUCUUUCGUCCCCUCUCACUCUCACCCCCCUCUCCCUUCCUCCGCCCCCUCUCCUCCUUCUCGUCCUCUUCUCCCCCCUCCUUGUGCGCCCUUUCCCCCUCGGCCCGUCCCUUUGCCCCCACUCCACCCCAGCCCUGCCUGCAGGGCGGAUGCUGCUGGAGCUGGACCCCUUCCUGAACCAGCUCACCAGGCUGUGCCGUUGCGCCACAACGGUGCUGCCACUGGCUGUUUUAGGCGCCUUAAGGAGCACCCUUGGCCCCGCCAUUUGUUCUUUUCCACCCUUCGUCCUGCUACCUGCCCCUGACCUCUCCCCUCCCCUUCGUCCAAUGCUGCUGGAGCCGGACCCCUUUCUGAACGAGCUCAUCAAGCUCUCUGCUUGCGCCCGUAACUCCAUUGCCCACUCCCUGGCCAUCGGCCCCAACCAUUUUUCCUCUGCCCUCCCCACUCACCGCACUGCGAGUGCCGGUGCUGGUGGGGAUGGGCUGAAGCGCUGUGUGUGGGGGUGCAGUCUAACAGCCAACCUGCGCAAAAAGCCGAAGGGAGGUGAGAAGGCAGGCGGGGAUGACGUGGAGGAGGAUGAGAGCAGCGCUGCGGAGUACCGGUGUGUGGUGAGGGCCACCGAUGGCAAAAGGAAGAUCAGCACCCUGCUGGGACCUCGGGAGCAUGCCAAGUUUCAGGCGGCGUAUGCGCUCGUUCUCAAGGCGCAUAUGGACUCCCUCAAGCGCAAGGAGAAACGGGAGAGGAAGAAGAUGAAGCCAUCUGCGCCCGCCUCUUGA